Messenger RNA from Austrofundulus limnaeus, 834 nucleotides. RefSeq names its product prostaglandin D2 synthase a (gene ptgdsa). The coding region runs from base 78 to 635 and encodes 185 amino acids. Lineage: Eukaryota; Metazoa; Chordata; Actinopteri; Cyprinodontiformes; Rivulidae. The transcript is spliced from 7 exons. The record is from RefSeq and is a predicted model, not a curated record. Gene Ontology annotation, molecular function: small molecule binding.
CAGACUCUGRUCAGAAGCUCUGCCUCAGUAUCUCUCCCCCCACCCCGCCACCGCCGCCGCUUCAUCUCUGAGCAGCCAUGAGGACCACAGUGGUCUCUGUUGCCAUGGUGAUGRCGUGUGUGAUGAUGGUGCACGCCAGUGUGAAACCGCAGAAGGAUUUCAACUUGCAGAAGUUUGCAGGUAAAUGGUAUCGUGUGGGCUUCGCCUACGACUCUGCAGGGUUUGUUCCCGUAAGGGACCGAGUAAAGAUCUCCAUGGGCAUCGUCACCCCUCUACCCAACGGCAACGUCAACCUGACCAUGUGGGAAGCCCUACCUGUUGGAUGUUUGACUCAAUUCUAUAAAUAUGACAAGACAAACGUUCCUGGUCAGUUCACCUACUUCAGCAUACGUCACAACAUGGUGAAGGACAUCACAGUGGUGGACACCAACUAUAAUGAAUAUGCUUUGGUUGUCAAGCACAAGGUCUUUAACAGAGAGUUCACUCAGGUGGCUCUUUAUGGUCGUUCUCAGAGACUCCGGGUUGAAGUCAUCCAGAAGUUCAAAGCUCUCGCUUUGUCCUGUGGUUUCCCCAGACAGUCUAUUCUGACUCCUCCUCCAGCAGAGAACUGUCCAUCGUCAGGAUCUGGACGUUAGGUUUUAUCCCAGAUGAACACGAAGGUGUUCAGAUUUUGACCUUCAGCACCUGAAGAACAUCAGAAAGCCAUUCUUCCAACUUCUUUUUGUAUUUGUAGCAUUUCAUUCUUAACGUUUAUGUGUUGUCUAAGAAUGAUUUUAUUUUGUUGAGGAUGUGACAGCACUAAAAACAGAAUAAAACCAUUUUGAAAAUUGAUAA